AUUAACGAUGGGCGAUCAUCCAGACUAUCCAUUUAAAGCCGAAUACGCCAAAAGUGGACGUGCAUCAUGCAAAACCUGCAAAAGUUCAAUCGCACAAGACUCACUAAGAAUCGCAGUAAUGGUGCAGUCUCCCAUGUUUGAUGGAAAGAUUCCGAACUGGAAUCAUUAUGCAUGUUUCUGGAAGAGAAAUCGUGUGAGCGAUCCUCAGGAGAUCCAUGGCUUUGACAGCCUGCGCUGGGAGGAUCAACAAAAGAUCAAGGAGAAGAUCGAAGGCUCGGGUGGUGGUGGUGGUGGUGGAGACGACGGAGCUGGGGCAGCUCAGCAGGGAGAUUUUAAAGCGGAGUAUGCCAAAUCCUCAAGGAGCACAUGUAGAGGGUGUGAGGAAAAGAUUGAUAAGGAUGUUGUGCGCGUGUCCAAAAAAGAUUUCAGCUCUGAACGGGCAAAGAUGUAUGGCCCUCAAGACCUAUGGUACCACCUAGCAUGUUUUGCUGAGAACAGGGAUGAGUUGGGGUUUGGCACUGAUCUGAGCCCUGACAGCAUUGUUGGAUUUAGCAAGUUGAAAAAGGAAGACAAGGAUGAGAUAAUCAAUGUAUUAGGCAAGGGUGAAAAGAAGAAAAAAAGAAAAGCCAAAGAAAACAAAGGCGGGAGUGAAGGGAAGAAAUCAAAAAUUGAGACAGAGGAGGAAAAGUCUCUGAGGGAACAAAGUCAGCUCCUGUGGAGUAUCCGUGACAACCUGACUAAGCACGUUUCCAAUGAUGCUCUGAAAGGCCUGUUAGAGUACAACAACCAGGAGGUGAUGUCAGGUGGGGCUAAGCUGUUGGACCUUGUCAGUGACUGUAUGGCAUUUGGUGCCUUACAGAAGUGUCCUGAAUGUGAAGAUGGUCAGCUUGUCUAUAGCACCACAGGCUACAGGUGUACUGGAAAUAUCACGAGCUGGACCAAAUGCGUGCACCAAACCAAAACGCCAAAAAGGAAACCCUUCAAAGUCCCAUCUGAGUAUCAUGAUGUUCCAUUUUUGAAGAAGUACAAAUAUGUGAAACGUGAGCGAGUGUUUCCCACGGUUACACUUGACCUGACUGAUGGCCCUGUUAGUUCUUCUCAGGGUUCAGGAAAUGGAUCUCUCCGUCCUCUGGAGGGAAUGAAGUUUGCUUUGAUCGGAAAAACUGUCAAGUCCAAGACAGCGCUGACCAAAGAGAUCUCCUCCCUGGGUGGGGAUGUAGUUAGUAAAGUGGACGGCACCCUGGCAGCUUGUAUCAGCACAAAAGCGGAAGUUGAGAAGAACUCAAAAGGUAUAAAAGAUGCCAAGAAAGCAGAUGUUCAGGUGGUGGAUGAGGGCUUUUUGGAGGCUUGUCGUAAAGGUGGUGCUGCGCUCAUGAUACAACAGCGUAACCUUUGUAGCUGGGGUUCAGAUCCAUUAAGAAGAAUUUCAGAGCCAUCAACCUCAAAGAAAAGCUCUGGCAAAUCAGAAGCAACCAUUAAGAGGGAUGAGGCUAUGUUCACAAAGAGUGUUCCUGAUAAGCUGAAGAUGAUGGUGAAGGGAGGAGCAGCCGUGGACCCAGACUCGGGAUUGGCUGAGACUGCCCAUGUGAUCAAUGAGAAAGGUGUGGUUUACAAUGCUGUGUUAGGAUUGGUUGAUGUUGCAAAAGGAACUAACUCUUACUACAAAAUCCAGGCUCUUGAAAGCGACAGUUCUAAGGCAUGUUGGCUGUUCAAGGCUUGGGGCAGGGUAGGCACCACUAUUGGUGGGAACAGGCUGGAGAAAUGCAGUAAUGCCAGACAUGCUAUUGAUGCCUUCAAACAGCUGUAUGCAGAGAAAACAAGGAAUGAGUGGGAGAACAGACAUGAAUUCAUCAAAUAUCCCAACAAAUUCUAUCCUUUGGAGAUAGAUUAUGGGGAUGAUGACGAAAAUCUGAAGAUAGAUCUCUCCACCAGCAAGUCUAAGCUGGACAAGGCCAUCCAGGAUUUGGUGCAGAUGAUAUUUGAUAUCGAGAGCAUGAAGAAGGCUAUGAAGGAGUUUGAAAUUGAUCUUAAAAAAAUGCCGUUGGGAAAACUGUCAAAGCGCCAGAUAGAGUCUGCAUACUCAGUUCUCAGUGAGUUACAGAAGCUGAUUGAGGAAGGUGGGUCACAGACCAAAUUUCUGGAUGCAUCCAAUCGGUUUUACACGCUGAUACCUCAUGAUUUUGGCAUGAGGAAGAUGCCUUUGCUUGAUACACCAGAGAUCAUCAAGACUAAGACGGAGAUGUUGGCUAACCUGUUGGAUAUAGAAGUGGCCUACAGUCUGCUUAAAGGAGGACAAGCUGGUGAAGACCCCAUCGAUGCUCAUUACAAGCAGCUCAAGACAGACAUGCAGGUGUUGGAUAAGAAGAGUGAGGAAUUUAGGCGCCUGGUUGACUAUGUGAAAAACACUCAUGCUGCAACCCACAACCAGUAUGAUCUGGAGAUCCUGGAGGCUAUACGAAUCACAAGGGAAGGUGAAGAGGAGCGUUAUUCUCCAUUCCGAGAACUCGGCAAUCGUCAGCUAUUAUGGCACGGAUCACGCACCACUAACUUCGCAGGCAUUCUGUCUCAGGGAUUGCGUAUUGCUCCCCCAGAGGCCCCAGUUACUGGGUAUAUGUUUGGCAAGGGUAUCUACUUUGCAGACAUGGUAUCAAAGAGUGCCAAUUACUGCCGUACCAGCAAGUCUGACCCUGUUGGCCUAAUGCUGUUGUGUGAGGUGGCUUUAGGCAACAUGCAUGAAUUGACCGGGGCUAGCUACAUCACCAAACUUCCUAAAGGAAAGCACAGUACAAAGGGUGUUGGUAUGACGGCCCCUGACCCCAGCCAAUCUUAUGUCACCGAAGACGGACUAAUCAUACCCAUGGGGAAAGGUGUUAGUCUGCCUAGCCGUUCAAGUCUCCUUUACAAUGAAUAUAUUGUAUAUGACAUAAGUCAGGUCAGUAUGAAAUACCUGCUGAAGAUGAACUUCGAUUUCAAAUGGUGAGAACAGAAACUCUCUUCAAGGAGCCAGUUUUAUAAUUGUGCACAUCAGAAUGUUCAAAGGGAACUGAUGGAUCAAAGGAAAGUGAAUUUAAAGUCUGACAUGUGAGAGCUUGUAGUAGAUUUGACUUUGCUGUGAGGCAGGAUUGACCUUCCAGCCAGGCAGGGUUGACUCCAGUCGUGCAGGAUUGACAUCGGCUGACAGAUGGGAGAAAGCAAAACAAACUGAAGACCAGUUAAGAUUGACUACAUGCAUCAUGUUACAUGUAUUAGAAAAUGUAAUGCACUGUUUUUUCUGCAAAAGAGAUACCAAUCACAUAUAUAAAACGCAUAGGAUUACCUCUACAACUUACUGAAGCAUUUUCAAUUCUGCCAGUUGUCCUUGUUUGUAUCUCCUAUUUGUCAAGAUAUUUGUUGAUCAGGUAUGUGAUAUCCAUGAAAUGUAAUAUUUAAGAACGACACCUAAAGAAGUUGUAGUGCUUACAUUUUAUAAACCUUCAUGUUUGUGUUAGUUUAAUGCUGUAAUUGCACCAUAAAGUCUAAAUGUUGAUUGGCUGAUAUAAUUGGCUGAUAUGUUUCACCAAAGUGUCAUUCACACUUCUCUGCUUUUAUCAUUCAGUCUGUUGUGAUGGUCAGUAUCUGUAUGAAAAGCUAGGUUUGCCUGUCACAGUCUUAGUGGUUUCCUUUAUUGUAGCUGAUAUUAAAUGUGUCCCAUGCUCUUUGUAUACUUCAUGAAGCAUGUACAUUGUGCGUAAAUGAUUUUGACAUCGACAAAAAGAGUCAUGUUUAUUACCAACUUUCUCAGAACGAUUUUUAAUGGGUAGUAAAACUGUCAGAGCGUUUUCAUUCAUUUUAACACAUGCUUUGUGUUUUGUGGGUGUGUAAAUUAUCUUUGAAAGCUGCCAGUGGGGACCUGGCAGUUUGUGCAGCUAAAUUUAUUACUGUUUUACAUAACAUUCAAGAUCUUAAAAGUUUAAUUAUGAAACAUUGAAAGUGUUGCUACAUUUUUGUGCUGAAAUUUUGCAGCGAGGCAGCCAAUAUGACUCUGGAUCCUAGUGAUUCCCAUUGAAGGGUUUGUCAUGUUUGCAAGAUGCUGAAAGGCUGAUGUUCAUCUGAGGGUCAAUCAGGUGCAUUGCAAGGUCAAGUGUUUACCUUCAGGCUCAGUUAUCUCAAUUCAUUAGUCUGCCUAUGCUGAUAUAAAGGCAGUAAUGACAGCAGGAGAGAUGCAUGGCGAUAAGCUUGUGAGAGAAUAUUGUGUUCAGUGUUAUCUUCAGGGUUAAUGUUAAUCUUUGUUUUGCCAAUAAUUGUUCCAUUGUGGCUGAUGUCCACUCUUGGCUCAUUGCAAAAAAAGAACUGUGAAUUUGUUUGUUUUAAAAUUGUCCAGGUUUGAAAAUAUCAGAAAUGUGUGGACUUGUUUGUGUCUACAGAGGUAAUAAGGUCAGGUCACAAAACAGUUUUUGUACUCACCUUCCAGGUCUCUCUGCUGAUGGAGACUCUAUUAAAGCAUACAUGUAUGACAUGGAAAUGUUCUUAGUACAUGUGUAUCAUUGUUUUGUUGUUGGGUAUUUUAUACUACAGGAAGUAUUGAUAAGAGUAGAUUUUUUGGUAUCAUUGUUAAGGUAAAUUUCUUCUGUUACUUCUUGGAUAACAGUUCAGCCGUCCAAUUGCUCUCCAUGUAUUUGUCAACAUUUUGAUAAUGGAAUUUAUUCUCAGUUAAAAAGAAGUUUUCCUCUGCAAGUUAUUUUUACUCAGACAGAAGUAUGAAUUUUCAAGUCGCACUUCACGCUAUUUUAUGUUAACUGUGAAAAAUGAUUUGCAUGGUUGUUCAGAUAUUUUUUCUCCUCUUUUGUUCCUUCGUGUUCAGUGUUGUGAGACGGUUGUCUUUGAAGUCAGUUGAUGUUAUCCAGCUUUGAAUGUCUACCUUAUGCUGCGGUGGUUUCUUUUUUAACCUGUUAAUUCUAGAAAGUUAUGUAUCACAAGCAUGCUUAAAAAUGCCAUCAUGCUUUUUUGUUUUUGUUUUUGAACCAGGUUAGUUAUUGGAUACGAAGCUCUGUUUUCAUAUUGUAACCAUGACGAAAGUAUAAUCUUAUAUUAUUCCUGCUUAAUCUGUGAUUUAUAGAAAUUACCCUCCUUUUGUCCCAGUAUUGCCUACAAUGUAUUAUCGUCCAGUGUUACAAUGUUGUAGGUUUUAGGCUUUCUUCAUUGUGUUUAGUGGGAUAGGUAGUGCAUUAUUCACUCAUUUUAAGUAGAAAAGAAAUAUUAUUAUACUCUUGAAGUAGCAAGUGUAUAUUACUCUAGUAGUAAGAACAAACUUUUGUAAGGUACUAUAAAUAUGUCUUGAUUUGAAACAUUUGGUGUUUUUUCCCUGCUGACUCUGAACCCUAACCCAUUGAAUGUUGGUUUUUCCACAAAAAUUGGUAUACUAAUAUUCAAGGUAAGCGUGUAUCAAGUUGUGGAAGUGAUUUGUUAGGAUGCUUUCAAGAGCAUACUUUUAUAUGGUUUGUAUAUAAAUUGAUUUGUAGAUGAACACGGUCUGUUGUUCUUUGUUUUUUUAAAUGGCAAUGCCCAUAAUUUUGUAAGCUGUAUGAUUGAAGGUUCAGCAUUAAAGAUUUGCAGGGUCAUAUCAAAAAUAUUUGUGUCUAAUUUAUAAUGUCUGAAAAUUAAUUUUUAAAACAUUUGGUGGAUUGGCCUGAAACUGAAGUAGGCAGAAUUUGGGAUCAUAAAGCACAGUAAAGGCGAGCAUAUUGAUUUAUUUAUUCUAGGCACUUACCUUGUGACUUGUUGCUUAUAUGAAUAAUCAUUACUUCUAUGGAUUGUCUUGCAGAAAAUGCUUUUAGUGGAAGUUCAACAUCAAAGCAUGGUGACUGAUUUGUUCCAGGUAGGCUUGCUGUUCACUUUUGUCAUACAUAACUGGACAGUUUAUCUAGCCCUACUUGCUGUUAACUUUUGUGAUACAUAACUGGACAAAUUACCCAGCCCAGCUUUGCUGUUCGCUUUUGUCAUACAUAACUGGACAGAUUAUAUAGCCUAGCUUUGCUGUUCAGUUUACCAGACAUAACUGGACAUGUUAUCCAGCCCUACUUGCUGUUCAGUUUGCCAGACAUAACUGGACAUGUUAUCCAGCCCUACUUGCUGUUCAGUUUGCCAGACAUAACUGGACAUCUUAUUCAGCCCAGCUUUGCUGUUCAGUUUGCCAGACAUAACUGGACAUCUUAUUCAGCCCAGCUUUGCUGUUCAGUUUGCCAGACAUAACUGGACAUCUUAUCCAACCCUACUUGCUGUUGACUUUGCCAGACAAUACUGGACAUCUUAUUCAGCCCUACUUGCUGUUCACUUUAGUGAUACAUAACUGGACAGAUUACCCAGCCCAGCUUUGCUGUUCAGUUUGCCAGACAUAACUGGACAGAUUAUCCAGCCCUGCUUGCUGUUUACUUUUGUGAUACAUAACUGGACAGAUUACCUGGACAGAUAGUUUAUUCAGCCCUACUUGCUGCUCACUUUGCCAGAAACAACUGGACAGUUUAUCCAGCCCUACUUGUUGCUCACUUUGCCAAACAUAACUGGACAGUUUAUCCAGCCUUACUUGCUGUUCACUUUGCCAGACAUAACUGGACAGUUUACCGAGCUCAGCAGUGCUGUUUAUUUUUGUCUUGCAUAACUGGACAGUUUCUCCAGCUCAGCUUUGCUGAUUACUUUUGUCGUACUUAACUGGUAAGGUCAGGAGUCCUGUACGUUUCAGCUUUGCCCACUCAUUGCUUCCGGUGCUGCUCCACAUGAGGAGAUUUGUCGGGUAGGGCCUGUAUACCUGAGGAGAUUUGUUGGGUAGCGCCUGCAUACUUGAGGAUAGGUCAGUUCCCUGCUGGCUCUCUGUCCAACAUCCUCCAGCCAUUAACCUCCAGGAAAGCUUGGAGUGAGUCAAAAAUUCUUCAAUGGCGGAUAAAUAAAUCGCUGCUAUGUCAAGUAGUCUCCAUAAGACACUAAGGUCGAUAAUGCUCGUGUGAGUUGUUGUAAACUCUAGUGUUCGUUGAAGACCACUUGUCUUCCACCAUGAUGGCGUGUUCAUAGUCUCUGGUGUAAAUGGCUUUCAGUGUCUUGGGUGGUUAAUCCCGGCACUCUGUUCUCCUCCAUUCAUGAAACUCACCACCAUCGUAUAAGUGAAAACAUUUUUGAGUAUGGCAUUAAAAGAAAAUCAAAACGAUACACAGAAUACGCUGAAUUGGGUUAUUCCGGCCACUGUUGUUUCAUUUUCAUUAUCAGCAAACAGCCCUGAACUUAGGACUAAGUCUGUGCUUACAACGUCAGCAUGAUCCUAGAAGAUCCUAGGGCUCUCAAUCUUCCCAUUGUGAAGGCGGUCCAUCCCAAUAAAGGUGACAGGCAUCGUAAAAUUAUGUCCGUAUAUGCUGUAUUUUACCUUAAGUUUGGCCAGUAAAAUUGCGCUUUAAGAAGAAAAUAAAGGUCUUAAAAUGUUAUAUACUUUUGAUGUUUAAGUUUUGUCCGAUAAUAAAUUGAUUAAAC
This is a messenger RNA of Liolophura sinensis, 7491 nucleotides long. Its product is annotated as poly [ADP-ribose] polymerase 1-like. The record is from RefSeq and is a predicted model, not a curated record. Gene Ontology annotation, biological process: double-strand break repair; protein poly-ADP-ribosylation. Gene Ontology annotation, cellular component: nucleolus; nucleus. Gene Ontology annotation, molecular function: NAD binding; DNA binding; NAD+ poly-ADP-ribosyltransferase activity. Lineage: Eukaryota; Metazoa; Mollusca; Polyplacophora; Chitonida; Chitonidae.